This is a messenger RNA of Haliotis rubra (blacklip abalone), 690 nucleotides long. RefSeq lists its product as uncharacterized. The coding region runs from base 1 to 690 and encodes 229 amino acids. The transcript has a single exon. The record is from RefSeq and is a predicted model, not a curated record. Lineage: Eukaryota; Metazoa; Mollusca; Gastropoda; Lepetellida; Haliotidae.
AUGUUUCCUGUCGCUUUUGCGUUGCUUCCCAACAAGACCAAGCGGACGUAUGUUAGGCUUUUCACUUUGCUGAAGGAUAUUGUUGUGAGACGACUUGGCAUCGAACUUUCACCAGAAAUAUUCCAGAUCGACUAUGAAGCAGCAGUUAUCAGUGCUAUUAGUGAAGUCUUCCCCGACAGUUCCCCAGACUACAUGAACAACCCAGCAGUCCAAGCCCACGUUCGACGAGCAGCUGCUUUGCCACUCCUUCCCCUGAACCAGGUCCAAGAUGCUUGGUUUGAAGUCAUCGAGCAGUCUCCCGACGGCGACAGAGUAGCAGCCUUCAACGACUACGUCACCAGCACCUGGGUUGAAGAUGAUGCCAAGUUCCCAGCACACAUCUGGAACCAGCACGAAAACACAGGCCCGCGCUCAAACAACCAUCUUGAGGGAUUCCACUCUGGCUUGAAGAAACGCAUACCCCGAUCACACCCCAACAUCUACCAAUUCGUAAAGGAGCUCAAGAAGAUCGAGAAGGCAGACAGGCGCACAAGACGACAGUUUGGACUUGGAGGAGCAAGGAGACCACGAGCACGUGUAGACCGUGAUCGAGAUCAGAGGAUCGAGAGACUCAAGGUGCAGCUUUCCACCGGUGUGAAGUCUGUGAUGCAGUUCCUUGAUGCUGUUGGCCACAUCCUCAAGCUAAACUGA